Molecule: messenger RNA, 6131 nt
Organism: Gasterosteus aculeatus aculeatus (three-spined stickleback)
Lineage: Eukaryota; Metazoa; Chordata; Actinopteri; Perciformes; Gasterosteidae
Source: RefSeq, a predicted model, not a curated record
GAUUAAUCGAUUAUCAUAAUAAUCGUUAGUUGCAGCCCUAGUCCUCAGUGUGUACUAGUGUGUCCUCUGUCUGUACUUGUGUGUCCUCUGUCGGUACUAGUGUGUCCUCAGUGUGUACGAGUGCGUCCUCAGUGUGUACUAGUGUGUCCUCAGUGUGUACUAGUGUGUCCUCUGUCUGUACUAGUGUGUCCUCAGUGUGUACGAGUGCGUCCUCUGUCUGUACUACUGUGUUCUCAUAUAUAUAUAUCAUAAAUAUAUAUAUAUAUUUUUUAUGUGACAUUUUAAUACAUACAAAUAAACUUAUACAAGAAGCGCUCCGGCGGCAAGUGCUGGCAGUUACUGCCACCAUAAAGACGGGGUCUCUCAGCCACACCUCCAGGGGUGCGGCUGAGAAAGGAACACGUGCUGAUGAGGCGUGUUGGCUCCUAUUCAGACGUGCAGCAGCUGACUGGAGUACAGUAACAUGCAUGUGUGGACUAAUUAUAGCCCAGGAGGUGGCCGAACUCAGCUGUGUGCUGGUCUAAAAGCUCGCUGGUGCUGGUCAGCGGUACUGGUACUGGUGUUCUCGGGCAGAAACGGAAGACAUUUUUAUUUGAACCUGAAUUCACACUUCUGCUCUGUGUUAAAGGUUUGACUCCUGGUUAUUUCGUCGCCCUGAGAUCAGCUGCAGUGGCUCUGAAUCGUUGGACCGCUGCAUCCAGGCCCCUCUCUCCUCCUUCCUCAGGUCCUCUGUGUGGUGGAGAGCUGCUGCAGGGGAGGAGGCCUUCGCUUCCAGGAGACUUCUACCUGCUCCUCCUCCCUGAGACCACAGCGCGUCCUGCAUCAGAGCUGCAACCUCCUCCGCUCCAUGUGGAGCACCAGGAAAUGUGCGAGAUAGCCCCGCCGUCAUCUUCAGCAUGGCCUGGCUGGACUCAAUCAACAAGGAGGGGGAGCAGCGAGGGGCGCGGAGACUUGAGAGCUGCCUCCUCUCCGCCCACGGGGACGUCUUUAAGGUCCCGUGGGCGGACCUGGUCUACCCACCAUUCCCCAGCGAGCCCUCCCUGAAGAAGGAGAACGAGUCCCCUGUUAAGGAUGGAGACAUGUUGAUGAAAACGUCGCAACUUCUGGUGAGAGAUGUCAGCUCCUCGAGAGCAGCGAGUGAGGACACCGAGGACUCGGAGGGCGAGUACGUGGAGCUGAUGGAGCUGCCUCGCUUCUCCCCACAGAAAGGCUCCUUAACCCAGUCCAUCAAUCUGCAGCACCGAGCCAGGACCAGCACACACGCCACUCACACACUCUCCUCCUGGCCCGGUGUGGAGGUCAGCUCCCACACCCCUCUUUGCUCCAGGCUCAUGGAGGAGAACCUGAUCCAGGACCCCUGUGGAACGGUCAUCCUCACCGCAAUCUCCUCCACCUCCUCUGCUCCUCCUGAAGCCCUGGGACCCAUCAGCUGGACGUCACUGGAGAACAUGGAAGGUACUGAUUCAGGCAUACGUCUGAAGUUAAACACUGAACCUGAAAGCUGCACAGAUGUGAGUGAAGAGGAAGAGGAGGAGGAGCCAGGGGGAGGGAUGGAGGAGAGAGAGCUGAUGAAGAGGCAGAAAGGGAAGCAUGGAAUGGUAGUGCCAGAUGAUGAAGACAAGGAAGAAAAACAGCUGGAGGAUGCAAAGUAUAGGCAGGAUGAAGGUUUACUAAAUGAAAGUGAAGACACAGAGGGAGAGUUGGAUGAGUUAGAGGAGAUAGAAGUGGAAGAAGAGGUUCAGGUGACAGUUCAGCAGCAGAAUCGAGGUAGGAGGGAGGAAGAGCAAAUAAUGAAAGAAGGCGAGGAAGAGGAGGAGACACAAGAAAAUACACACUCUGUGGACUCUUAUUCUGAAUGUAAUAGACAACCCAAGCACUCUUACAACUCUUAUUGUGAAGAUAAGACCAACCAAAGACACCCUGACAACCCUUCUGAAAACAAAGUGGUUCAAACACUCUUUGAGGACUCUUAUUCUGAAAACCAUAACCAACACAGGCACAAUGGGGACUCUUAUUCUGAAAACCAUAACCAACACAGGCACCAUGGGGACUCUUAUUCUGAAAACCAUAACCAACACAGGCACCAUGGGGACUUUUAUUCUGCUAAACACAAACCCUCUGAAGACUCUUGUUCUGAAACCAACUCACCACCGAUGGAUGCAGAAUCACUCUGGUGCAGAGCUGGACAGGAAAACCAACGAGAGAAGAAGAAGGAGGAGGAGGAGCAAAGUGAAGAGGUUGGUGGAGGAAGAACUGCAAAGCCUCAGACUGAAGGCCUCAGCAGACGUCCUUUCCAGUCUUACGGCCCCCCUUCGACCGGUCCCAGUCCAACAGAACCAGAACCGCAGCUGCACCAGUCAGCUGCUUCAAUGGUACCAGUACGGCUCUCCCAGUCCUCCCAGGCCAGCUUCUACACAGUGCUGCUACGCUCUGGAGCUCUCUGUUUACCUGUCCUUGAAUGCCUCAUGAGGGGAGACUGUCUCCGUUCAGGGACCAGAGACCGGAGCGGUCGAGUUCUGCUGGCGGUCUGCACCACGAACUCCGUGUGGUCCAACCCCGACUGUGACAGCGCCGUGCUGCUGCGCCUCCUACUCUACUACUGCUCCACCCUCAGAAAAGAGGUGGCAGCCUUGGGCCUGACGGUUCUGGUGGACGCCCGCGGAGCUGCUCCAGUCCCGGUCCUGUUCUCUGCCCUCAGGGCCCUGCAGGAGAACGUCCCUGGCUCUGUCCACUCCGUCCUCCUGCUGCUCAACAAGGAUUCUUUUAUGGGUCUCGACGUACAUGGAGCAGCACAGGUGGAGGUGUUGUUUUCGCUGAAGUCUCUUCAGAAGCACGUAGCUCUCCAGCAGUUUCCUGCAGAGUUCGGAGGUUCCUCCAGCUUCAGUCUGAGCAGCUGGCUCUGCUUCAGAUCGCGAUUGGAGCAGCUGACAAUUCAGUGUGACGACGUCAUCAAGCUGCUGCAGAAAACCGUCAACAUCCUGCAGAACACACCUCUACCUGCUGGAGCAGAGGAGGCCGAGGUGCUGUUGUCCAGGUACCAAACCAUGAUGCGCAGCGUCCUCGAAGACAGCCGAUUGGUGCAGCUACAGCAGGAGGGCGGGGCCUCGCUGUCUCGCCUGCGCCGAGAAGAGGGCGGUGUCGGCGUGGCUUUGGAGGUGGUGUCCGCGCUGUACGAGCAGGUGGACGAGCUGCUGCAUCGUCUGGUCACUCUCUCCAACGCCAGGACGCAGGAGCUGAACUUCAUCCUGUACUUCAAGGGCCUGGAGGCGGGCUUUGCCGAGGUGAGCUCCUGGCUGCAGGAUGUUGGAGAAGCUGCUCUCAAGACUCUGAAUGAAGCAGAUGAUUCUCUGGAGCUCCUCAACAAGAAACAGGGAGACUUCAGAGAGUUUCACACUGCUGCUUAUGACCGCUGCAGACAAGGGGAGGAGUUGCUGAGUCGCCUGGAUCCUUGGGGUCACAUGACAUCAGCUGACCUUCGUGUCUACGAGGUCAAAGUUCACUCUUUCUGGGCUCAGCUGCAGGACUUCUCCCAGCGGGUCAACACCACGGGUCAGAACCUGGAGCGGUCCCUGGAGCUCUACAGCUUCUUGGACCAGGCCUCUGGCUGGGCCUCGGAGGGCAUGCGUCACCUAGCUGCUGUCAGCAUGGAGGACUGCACGCUGCCGGACAAAUGCCAGUCCGUGAUUGGCUGCCUGGAGGAGCUCCGCCUCCAGCACCCGCUGAUCCCAGAGCAGCGUUUCCAGGAGAUGAGGGCGGCGGCGAGGGAGCUGCGGGGGGAGCGAGGCCUCCGUCAGUGGAGCUUCGCCUGGUCCAAGUGUCAGGAGACCAAGAAGAUGUUUGACAGGAAGAUGGAGGCGGCGCUCAGGACGCGAGAUUUGGCCCAAAGGCAGUGGGACUCCGCCCCCAGGCGGCGCUCUGACUCCACCCACAGCCGAGGCUCCGUCUCCUCCAGGAGAAAGCUGUCAGGACUCUGGGGGGUCCACCAGACCUCGUCUUGCCCCUCUAAAGAGGACAAGAACAGCUCCUCCUCAGCCCCCCCCCAGCACACUCCUCUCCUCCAGCGACUGUUCCACAGCCUCUCCACACAAGAGUCGGCGGACCAGGCGACCCUCCCAUCCUCAGGUCCAAGCCUUCGCCGCCACUCCUCCUCCUUCUCCUCGUCCUCCUUCUUCUCCUCCGGCAGACGGCAGCAGCUCAGGAAGUCGCAGAGCUUCGACUGCCCCCCCGCCCCCGAGGCGCCGCCGAUCGGCCCGUGUACUCGCGCCCUCAGCGAGCCGCGUCGCAGCGGCAACACAGGCGUGUUCAUCCGGGGGCUGGAGGUCAGCAGCUCCGAGGCCGCCAACCGCACGCUCUGCCCCCGGGCGGCCGGACCGGCUCCCCGCAGCCCUGGGACCCCCGGGACCACCAGGGGCCCGGAAACGGACCCCCGUCCCAGAGGGAGUAAGCUACGUCACGUGGUGGAGGAGAUGGUGACCACAGAGAGGGAGUAUGUGCGCUCCCUGCGUUACAUCAUCCAUCACUACUUCCCUGAGAUGGACCGGUCCGACCUCCCUCAGGACCUCAGGGGCAAGCGGUCCGUCGUCUUUGGGAACCUGGAGAAGCUCCUGGACUUCCACAGUCAGUUCUUCCUGAGAGAGCUGGAGGCCUGCUGGAGACACCCACUGAGAGUCCCUCACUGCUUCAUCAGACAUAAGGACCAGUUCAGUCUUUACGCUCUGUACAGCAAGAACAAACCCAAGUCCGACGCCCUGCUGGCCCACCACGGGAACUCCUUCUUCAGGAGGAAGCAGGUGGAGCUGGGUGAUAAGAUGGACCUGUCGUCCUACCUGCUGAAGCCGGUGCAGAGGAUGAGUAAAUAUGCUCUCCUGCUCACUGACCUCAUCAAGGAGGUGGGUGUGGCUCAGGAGGCGGAGCUUGCCACGCUUCAUGCCGCCACCAACAUGGUCAAGUUCCACCUCCGCCACGGCAACGACCUGCUGGCAAUGGACGCCAUCCGAGACUGUGAUGUGAACCUGAAGGAGCAGGGUCAGCUGAUCCGUCAGGAUGAGUUCACUGUCUGGACCGGGAGGAGGAAAUGUCAACGUCACAUCUUCCUCUUUGAGGAGCUUGUCCUCUUCAGUAAACCCAAGAAGAUGGAGGGAGGCCUGGACGUGUUCAUCUACAAACACUCCUUCAAGACAGCAGAUGUGGGUCUGACGGAGUCUGCAGGAGACGACGGGCUUCGCUUUGAGAUCUGGUUUAGAAGGAGGACGUCCAGGAACCAGACUUUCAUCCUUCAGGCCACCACAUCAGAGGUGAAGCACGCCUGGACCACCGGCAUUGCCCGGAUCCUAUGGACCCAGGCCACCAGGAACAAAGAGAUCCGGCUAAAGGAGAUGGUGUCGAUGGGAGUCGGCAACAAACCGUUUCUGGACAUCCAGCCGAGUGAUGCAGCCAUCAGUGACCGAGCGGUUCACUACAUCAUGAAGAGCAGAGGUGCCCGAACGCGGGCGUCCAUCGCCGUCUCUGUCUUCGACCACUCUAACCCCUUUAAUGGAGGAGUGGUGACCUCUGACCUCUCAGCAUCAGGGGCUUCAUCAUCCGGCCUGCUGGGACCGCUCAACCUGCACAUGUACAGUCAGAACCUCUCCCCCUCUCCUGCUGCUGAAGGCUCCUUCAUCACCUCCUGCGUUGAGGAGGAGGAGCAGGAGACCAGCAGCCAGCCCUCCAUGACCACAGAGAGUUCUGGCUCCUCCUCUCGGUGUCGAUCCGGCUCCACCGGCUCGGACAGCGGCUGCGUCUCCUCCCACAUGCCGGAGGAGCAGAGCCACGCCCCCAACCUGCCCUCCAACAGCCAGAAAGCAGUGCUGGGCAUCAGUCCGUCCACCAUCGUCUGAUGACCAGAUGGACAGUUCUUCUUCUUCCAGUCCUCACAUGUUCCGGAUGUUUGUGUCAGAUGUCCCUCGUGAUGUUCAUGUCUUCAUAUGUGCAGGACUUAUGGACUCAUGUUAGUCUGUUAGAGAUGUUAGAUGUUCUGUAGCUGCUGUUAGUUUGUUGUGCUGAUCCAGGUCCAGCUGGACUCACUGAACUUGUGUGUAAAAAAUGUUUUUUGGGGUCUUUUCUUACUUCAGUAAUAAACUUUAUCUUCAGAA